AGCAUCUCCUGGGAGAGGGGAAGUACAAGAAUAAGGCAACAUGAUGACCCAUGGACAUUUCUCUGUGACUCUGCGCAGCCUGGCCAGGUCUCACAGGUUCCAGAGGCAUGUGUUGGAUUUCUAUUUGCGAAGCUGCACAGCUGAAUCCGUAUUUGACAGGAAGUACAGCGCAGAGGCAAGACUGAAUGCAGACCGUGGAAAGGGAACCACAAAAUGGGGCAUUGCCAUAACUGGGGCCUUACUGGGCAUUGGAACAAUGUUGAUUUAUGGAGCACAGAAGAAAAGGGUGGCACAAGCAGAGCUUAUAACACAAUCUGUCGUUACUUCAAGCUUUCCCCUAUACAGUAAGCAGGAUGUAAGGAAACAUGCCUCAUUAGAGGACAGAGUCUGGGUGACCUAUGCAGGAGAGGUCUUUGACAUCACAGAAUUUGUAGAAUUGCACCCUGGUGGGAGCCGAAUCUUGCUAGCUGCAGGAGGUGCUCUGGAGCCUUUCUGGGCUCUCUAUGGUGUCCACAAGAAUGAGCAUGUGUUAGAGAUACUAAAGGAAUACAAAGUAGGAGAACUUAAUUCUGCUGAGAAAGAUGAGCCAGUGGAUGUAUCUGAUCCUUAUUCACAAGAACCCAUUAGACACCCAGUUCUUAAGGUAAACAGCAUGAAGCCUUUUAAUGCAGAGCCACCCCCCUAUAUGCUGACAGAGAGUUUCAUCACUCCAACUGAGCUGUUUUUCAAAAGGAACCACUUGCCUGUGCCACAGAUCAAUCCUGGUGACUACAAACUUGUCAUAGAAAGACCCAAUGGCAAUACACACAACAAACCACUUAAUUUGACUUUGUCUGAUCUGAAAACAAAAUUUCCUAAACACGAGAUUACAGCCACGUUGCAGUGUGCUGGAAACCGGCGUUCUGAAAUGAGUGCAGUGAAGCCAGUGAAAGGACUAGAAUGGACCACUGGAGCAAUCAGUACAGCACACUGGGCAGGAGCUCGUCUGAGGGAUGUACUACUGGAAGCUGGAUAUACUGAGGACUCUACCCAGACUCUGCAUGUACAUUUUGAAGGACUGGAUCAGGAUUUAACUGGAACAAAUUAUGGUGCCUCUAUCUCAUUUCAGCAGGCAAUGGCCAAGGAGAAUGAAGUUCUUCUGGCCUAUGAGAUGAAUGGGCAGGAACUGCCUAAAGACCAUGGUUUUCCUUUGCGAGUAAUUGUGCCAGGUGUGGUAGGUGCCCGCAAUGUGAAGUGGUUGGGUAAAAUUGUAGUAAGCAAAGAAGAGAGCAGCAGUCAUUGGCAGCAAAAUGAUUACAAGGGUUUCAACCCAUGUGUUGAUUGGGACAACGUAGACUUUGCCUCUUCUCCAGCCAUACAAGAUUUACCAGUACAGUCUGCCAUCACAGAGCCACAUCCAGGACAGGAGGUCACUCCCAAUAUUGAUGGGGAGUUAACAGUGAAGGGGUAUGCAUGGAGUGGAGGAGGGAGGGAAAUAGUGCGGGUGGAUGUAUCUGUGGAUGGAGGAAAGACAUGGAAGGUUGCAGAGUUAACUGGAGAGCAACAGAAGGAUGGGCAGGCCUGGGCAUGGAAAUUAUGGCAGCUAAAUGUCCCACUGCCUCCCAAGAGCUGUGAUUUUACAAUUAUUUGCAAGGCUGUGGACAGCAGUUAUAAUGUACAGCCAGACACCGUGGCCCCUAUAUGGAACCUGCGUGGUGUGCUGAACAAUGCGUGGCACAGAGUUCAUGUUACAGUGGAUGCAGAGUAGCCGUAGCCGAAUGACCCCUCAGCCGUAGCAUGUGCUGCAUAUGUGCAUGGCCUCCUUCUGAAACUAUUUUGCCUUACAAAUUCUCAUCCCUGAUGUUUGGUGUCUGGAUCCAUUUCAAAGGCAAGCUGAAUUUGCUUAGUAGCAAUUUUUUUAGCUGCCUAUAUUGGACACUGAAACAUUAAUUCUGGGUAAGUGGAAAGAUAUUGCUACACAUCUAGUGGGGAGUGUACAAUAUUGGGCACAUCUAUGGAGGCUUUGUCCCAGCAACUGUAAGGUACGGAACAGUUGUCUUGUACAUUCUCCUACUAUUUCAUAAGAGUCACAGCACAGUGCCAUGACCCUGUGCUCCAUGUGAGGCAAUAGGAAGGUUUAGUAAUGACCCAUGCCAGCACUUUAAUUGUAUUCCUCCUUUGUUUACUUUGAGUAAAAAUAACUGGAUUUGAUUUUAAGGAGAACUGAUCAUCUUCAAUUAGUUUUAUUUUUUUUUUUUUUUGUAGUAUAGCAUAAUGUUUGCACAAAAUUACUCCUUAGCUAAUUUGCAUUUUUUUAAAAUUAUAAGUGGGAUAUAUCUUCUUCCAUGACUAGUGAUGUGCCUCCUAUGAUGCACAAGAUGUAUUUGCUGCAGCCUCUAGAGCAGGGAUCCCCAACCUUUUGAACCAGUGAGCAACAUUCAGAAGUAAAAGGAGUUGGGGAGCAACACAAGCGAGAAAAAUGUUCUUGGGGUGCCAAAUAAGUGCUGUGAUUGGCCAUUUGGCAGCCCCUAUGUGGAUUAUCACCCUACAUUGAGGCUCUGUUUGGCAGUACACCUGGCUUUUAUGCAACCAAAGCUUGCCUCCAAGCCUAGAAAUAAAAAAAUAAACACCUGCUUUGAGGCCACUGGGAGCAACAUCCAAGGGGUUGGAGAGCAACAUGUUGCUCAUGAGCUACUGGUUGGGGAUCACUGCUCUAGAGUUACUCUGUGGUUAACGUUGCUUUGAAGAAAGUCCUUGAAGUCCACGUAUUGCACGUAGGGCAGGAUUUUUUUUUAAAAUGAUGACUGUUUUGCAUUACUAUUCUGCCUAUACUAGCGAUUCCUGAAAAACUCUUGAUAUCCAGAGGCGUUCCAGAACAGCAGCCUGAUCCUAUCCUGCCCCCUCACCUGCAAUUGUGCUUUUUGCUCUAGAUUUCUAUUCUGUUUGUUUCUUUGGUCCAGGUAACGACCACCUGAGUGAAUUUUGUCACUUUUCCUUAUGGCAGGAGUGUCAUUGUCUGUAUCAAUCCCUAGUGAUUCUAAUCAUUAACCUUUUAAAAACAAAUUCCCCUUUUAAUGGUACUUUUUAGCAAAGUGCCCAGCAGCCAUCUUGCAUUCUCUAAGCAAGCACAUACACUGUGCACUAAUUAUUUACCAAUUUCUGUACUUGUGCAUAUGCCCAGCUUUAGUAGGCACUUCUUUUACCCAGGCAUACAAUUUGUACAAAAUGCAAAUAAUGAAUUUACAGAAAGGUUAGAUAACCCCUUUUUCCCCAAUAAAUAUAAAACCUUU
This is a messenger RNA of Xenopus laevis (African clawed frog), 3269 nucleotides long. RefSeq names its product sulfite oxidase L homeolog (gene suox.L). Gene Ontology annotation, molecular function: molybdopterin cofactor binding; molybdenum ion binding; sulfite oxidase activity. NCBI's taxonomy places the organism in Eukaryota, Metazoa, Chordata, Amphibia, Anura, Pipidae. Gene Ontology annotation, cellular component: mitochondrion; intracellular organelle lumen; mitochondrial intermembrane space. The record is from RefSeq and is marked provisional. Gene Ontology annotation, biological process: sulfur compound metabolic process.